GGGCGAUACAGAUGUAGAAAAAUAAUAACACGUGAAAGCAAGAAUUAAGAAUCUACAUGAAUACUGAAGGAGUUUUCACAAUGAAAUAGACACUGGCAGUUGAAAUUCUAUUUCCCUCGUUUUCUUUUUACAACAUGACACCAGAAGAGAAAUCAUUGGAUUCCCAAUCAUCAAAGAAAAUGAAGCGGAUAGAGUCCAAGAAGAGAAAAGCAGUGGCUUUCCUUCAGUUAGCUAAAGAUGUGGAUGCGGUUGAAGCCAGUUUGGAUGACUCUGACAAUGAGGACCACAUACAAACUAAGAAACAGAGGAUUCCUGAGGCAUUUGGGAAUAUUGCAUCAUUUGUUUCACAAGAAAAGUCAACCACAAGAUCAAAGAGCAACUCUAAAGAAGUGAACAAUACAAUACUGUCAGGAGAUGCCCUGCUUGAACUUCGUAAAACCCUACGAGAAAAGCAGAAAGCUAGCCUGGAGAGAGCCAAGAUAUUCCUUACACUGGAUGACCUAGCAUCAGACUAUGGUGCUAUGCUAUGUAAGGAAAGCCCAGCUCCUACAUUACCUCCCCUGUUUAUGAUGGAUGUGCAGCACUUGAUGUUGUAUGCCAUACAGGGUAAUAUCUCAUCAUAUAGGCCAAGGUGGUGUAAGUUGCUGAGACCAAGCAAGAUAUCUGGGGUAGUGGUAAUCGUGCUUGAUGGAGUCGGCAGUGAGGAUUAUCAGGCACAUCCAGAAUGUUUUUCUAAUAUACAGAAGUUCUUUGAAAUGUCUAUAGAAAUGGUAUCUCCUGCGGAGUAUGGCUCUUCUGUUGCUGAGGAGCUACUGUAUGUUCCAUUGUCAUUCAGGGAAAAGUUACAACUCAAGAAAAAUUCUUCUGGAAAACAGGAACAGUGCCAGUUGAUUAAUGUUGAACCAAUGGUCCCUAUCAUUGGUGAAAAAGCGCUGCAUACAAGUCAUGUCAAUGUGGAAAAUACAGAUGAAACAAAGGAAACUGGGGAAAUGUCAGAAAUGAAAAACUUGGAAGCUGAAGAAUUACCAGCAUCAGACAGAUUUCCCAGGACACAUCUCCUACUGAGUACAUCACAGAUGGUGAUAGAGGGAUUCCCUAUGCCUAGCCUAAAUACAAACACAGAUUUUGUCUACUCAAAAGAAGAAUAUGGCACAGUAACUAACCAAAGCCCGAUGUUUGCAGUGGAUUGUGAAAUGUGCCUGACAGUUAGAAUGAAGAGUGAAUUGACCCGUGUUUCUGUGGUCAACGAGGACCUGGAAUGUAUCUACGAUACAUUUGUGAAACCAGAACACAAAAUCCGUGACUACGUCACAAAAUACAGUGGCAUCACAAAGCAGAUCCUGGAUCCGGUGAAGACACGUCUGAGUGAUGUACAGAAGUACUUGAGGAAGAUUCUACCUGAUGAUGCCAUUUUGUGUGGACAGUCACUAUGUGGUGACCUGAAUGCUCUACAGAUGUUUCACCCUUAUGUGAUGGACACCAGUGUUAUGUAUAAUCUGAAUGGAGACAGGAGAAGGAAAACAGGACUGAAACGACUUACUUCAGUAUUUCUCAAACGUGAUAUCCAGGAGAAUGCAUCAGGCCACAACUCAAUAGAAGAUGCCACAGCCACAAUGGAACUUGUCAAGCUCAAGCUGGCCAAUGAUAUUGGUUUCGGUGAUUGUGUAAUUGGUGGAGCGUUAUUUCCACCAGAAGAACAAGGUGAUUCAGACCAUAAAUCUGAUAAGCUAGAUGAUCCAGACCACAAGUCAGAGCAGCAAAGUGUCAUGACAUCUACAGAUGGAACAAAGGAUGGAUGUAGUUCAGGGACUGUGGACACUCAAUCAAAGUCGGAGGCUUUGUCACAUAGACAAAUCAUCAAAAGGAAAAAGUCCUUUUUCCACAACACAUCAAGUAGCUCUUACAAGAGUCUCUUCAGUGUUAUCAAGGAUGUAAAGAAAACAGCUGCCCUUGUGGAUGAGACCCCUGUUGUACAACAGCAUGCUAAUCAGGAUGUGGUUGCCAUAGAAUCUGAUUGUGACAGAACUAGUAAAUCCCUGUCCAAGUCGUAUGUGGAGUACCAUGACUUUGUCUACACAUGCUUUCCCUCGUACAAGAAAGAAGUCUCAGGUAGUCUAACAGAGGAGGAAAAAAAGAGACUCCUUGGCAGAAUGGAUAAACGUCUAGGGAAGGUGCUGAAACAUACCAGGGUUGGUAGUCUGGUGAUGGUGAUUUUAUCUGGACAAUCUACUGCGCAAAACUGCCAAAGUGCCAAGACUUUCAUAAAAGUUGUCUGAAUCAGAGGAUUAUUCUGUUGUCAUUCAUUAUUAAAUACAAGUACACUGAUA
Messenger RNA from Pecten maximus, 2327 nucleotides. RefSeq names its product RNA exonuclease 5-like. Bases 135 to 2276 code for a protein of 713 amino acids. The transcript is spliced from 13 exons. NCBI's taxonomy places the organism in Eukaryota, Metazoa, Mollusca, Bivalvia, Pectinida, Pectinidae. The record is from RefSeq and is a predicted model, not a curated record. Gene Ontology annotation, cellular component: nucleus. Gene Ontology annotation, molecular function: exonuclease activity; nucleic acid binding.